AUGGCUUCCGCACUAUGGUACACUUCGUUCGCGCAGGAAAACCUAAUUGCGUUCGCAGCAUUAUACGGGAUGUUCUCCGGACCCUUCUUCUCGGUAACGCCUUCUUGUGUUGCCGAAAUAUCACCUAUCGAGCGUGUCGGAGCAAGAAUUGGAGGAACAUAUGCUUUUAUGGCCUCAGCUACGCUUGCUGGGACACCGAUAUCGGGCUUGUUCAUCAAAGAGCAGACGAGGGAUAACUUUGACAAGUUGAUACUAUUUUCGGGUAUCAUGUCGUUAGUGGGGACAGCCCUGCUUCUGGUCUCGCGCCUCAUACGGAAUAGGAAUCUCUUCGUAGUGGCAUAA
Molecule: messenger RNA, 342 nt
Organism: Lentinula edodes (shiitake mushroom)
Lineage: Eukaryota; Fungi; Basidiomycota; Agaricomycetes; Agaricales; Omphalotaceae
Exons: 4
Coding region: 1-342 (113 amino acids)
Molecular function (GO): transmembrane transporter activity
Source: RefSeq, a predicted model, not a curated record